AUGCUAGCUGUCUUCAUCCCCAGCUUUCAUCAACUUAUUAAUUUGCAAAUCUCGUUGCCUUAAACAUCCGCAGUGAAGCUCCGGAACAGAGAUAUUAUUAAUGGCUGGGAGUGGAGCUUUUGCAGAGAUCAAAGACGGCGAUGUUUACAAGUUCUACGCCGAUGGUGAGUGGAAGAAGUCUGCGUCUGGAAAAUUCGUGCCUGUUAUCAAUCCCACCACUAGAAACACCCACUUCAAGGUCCAAGCUUGUACUCAAGAAGAGGUUAACAAGAUUAUAGAAACAGCAAAAUCAGCACAAAAAUCGUGGGCAAAGACUCCACUUUGGAAAAGAGCAGAGCUACUUCACAAAGCGGCCGCAAUACUAAAAGAGCACAAAGCACCUAUUGCGGGGUGCCUUGUUAAGGAGAUAGCAAAACCAGCUAAGGACGCUGUGACUGAAGUAGUCAGGUCAGCCGACUUAAUUUCCUACUGUGCUGAAGAAGGAGUGAGGAUUCUUGGAGAAGGGAAGUUUCUGGUUUCUGAUAGUUUCCCAGGGAAUGAAAGGACCAAAUACUGCCUCACUUCCAAGAUUCCACUGGGGGUUGUUUUGGCUAUCCCACCCUUUAACUAUCCUGUCAAUCUUGCUGUUUCAAAAAUUGCUCCUGCUCUUAUUGCCGGAAACUCUCUUGUGCUAAAGCCCCCAACCCAGGGGGCUGUUGCUGCACUUCACAUGGUGCACUGUUUUCACUUGGCUGGUUUUCCAAAAGGCCUUAUUAGUUGUGUUACUGGGAAGGGUUCUGAGAUUGGCGACUUCCUUACAAUGCAUCCUGGUGUCAACUGUAUAAGCUUCACAGGUGGAGAUACUGGAAUAGCUAUCUCAAAGAAGGCUGGAAUGAUUCCUCUGCAGAUGGAACUUGGUGGAAAAGAUGCAUGUAUCAUCCUUGAAGAUGCUGAUUUGGAUUUAGUAGCAGCUAACAUUGUAAAAGGAGGUUUUUCUUACAGUGGUCAAAGAUGCACAGCUGUAAAAGUUGUUCUGGUCAUGGAAUCGGUCGCAGAUACUCUUGUCGAGAAAGUCAAGGCUAAAUUGGCAAAAUUAACUGUUGGGCCACCUGAAGAUGACUGCGAUAUCACACCAGUUGUUACAGAGUCCUCUGCUAAUUUUAUCGAAGGGUUGGUAAUGGAUGCCAAGCAGAAAGGAGCAACUUUCUGCCAGGAGUACAAGAGACAAGGCAAUCUCAUAUGGCCAUUAUUGUUAGAUAAUGUUAGACCAGAUAUGAGGAUAGCAUGGGAGGAACCAUUUGGUCCAGUUUUGCCAGUUAUUCGGAUCAACUCUGUUGAAGAAGGAAUCAACCACUGCAAUGCAAGUAAUUUUGGCCUUCAGGGCUGUGUGUUUACCAGAGACAUAAACAAAGCAAUUUUGAUUAGUGAUGCAAUGGAAACAGGAACAGUUCAGAUCAAUUCUGCCCCUGCUCGCGGACCAGACCAUUUUCCUUUCCAGGGUCUGAAGGACAGUGGCAUUGGUUCUCAAGGAAUUACAAACAGUAUAAACAUGAUGACGAAGAUCAAAAGCACUGUAAUCAACUUGCCUUCGCCUUCUUACACAUUGGGGUGAUAUAACAGCAGGAAAGUUUGGUAUUCUCCACCUACUGUAUAUAUAUAUGUUAUAUAUUGAGAGUACAAACAUAACAGUAUGCAGCUAUUAGAUAUAUUAAAGAAUUCUUGUUCUAUUUCCCCAUUCACCGUACUUUUCUUUUAAGUGGUAAGAAAAAAAGACUCAUGGUGAUGAUGAGGAGCAAAAUGGUAGGUUUGAGCAUAGAAAUUCAUGGGGAUCAUAAUUUCAGGGGGUGGUAGAGCACUGUGGCUACUGGUUUUUGUUGAUACAAUUAAGAAAUAAAAACCAUCUUUUAGUUUUGUUCA
Molecule: messenger RNA, 1896 nt
Organism: Ziziphus jujuba (common jujube)
Lineage: Eukaryota; Viridiplantae; Streptophyta; Magnoliopsida; Rosales; Rhamnaceae
Product: NADP-dependent glyceraldehyde-3-phosphate dehydrogenase
Exons: 9
Coding region: 101-1591 (496 amino acids)
Molecular function (GO): lactaldehyde dehydrogenase (NAD+) activity
Source: RefSeq, a predicted model, not a curated record